GGCGGUAGCAAAUUCCUACCUCUUGAGAAAACAAAAGAGAAUCACAACGAUUCUUGGAAUUUUCUUAAUUUAUCUUUUCCAUAUUUGUGCAUAGAGCCUCGAAUCGUCCCGAGAUGUUCGCCCUCACACUCACUGCAGAGCUUUCGGGCGUCACCAACUUGCGCCCCGACGACUCCCAGGACAACCCGUUCUGGUACAUGUUCAAGGUGCAGUGCACUUCUUGCAGAGAGACUCAUGACAACUAUGUGGGAGUAAACCGCUUUGAACUCAACGAAAUGAGUGGCAGCCGAGGUGAAGCAAACUUUGUUUGGAGAUGCAAAAACUGCAAGCGAGAAUCCUCUGCGUCGAUCAAGGCCGCCCCCACAGCCUACGAACAAGGAGAGCCACCAAAGGCGCAGAAACUGUUUGAGUUUGACUGCAGAGGCUUGGAAUUUGUAGAGUUUAAGCCAGAGGGUGAUUGGCUGGCCGAUGGGAUUGACUCCGGCACCAAAUUUACCGGAAUUGACUUGACAGAGGGAGAAUGGUUUGACUAUGACGAGAAGGCGGGCGAGGAGGUCAGCAUAAAGGAGCUGACAUGGGAGAUUAAGAGGGCGUAAUAUGUAAAAUCAAUUGAAGGAAAUAUAAAAGCUUUAUCGAUUGCAAUAUCAACUUGAAGCUGUCUAUGGCACAUAGCUAGAGCCAUUAAAGACACCCCACCAAAGUCAUCCAG
Messenger RNA from Trichoderma asperellum CBS 433.97, 709 nucleotides. RefSeq lists its product as uncharacterized. Gene Ontology annotation, molecular function: zinc ion binding. The record is from RefSeq and is a predicted model, not a curated record. Lineage: Eukaryota; Fungi; Ascomycota; Sordariomycetes; Hypocreales; Hypocreaceae.